GGGGCUUUUUUGUUUUGACCUUUUGCCUUUAACUUUCAGAGAAAGUUCCUUGACGCGUUAUAAAGAAAAGAAGAACAAAGUAUUACAUCAAGAAAGCGAUAAUCAUAAGAUUGUUUACGUUUUCGUAUAGUAAUUUAAUUCAGAUUUUUACAAAAUCUCUCCCACUUUCUUAUUAAUUUGUUUUCAUCCUCCCAAAAACGCAACAAAUUAUAUCGCUAAAUCUCUGGAAAGGAGAAGAGGAAGAAGAUGAGAAGAGUGUUCGGCGUUAAGAAAGAUAAAGAACCUCCUCCUUCUAUUCAAGAUGCCUCCGACAGGAUAAAUAAAAAAGGUGAUUCAGUGGAUGAUAAGAUCAAGAAACUGGACGCAGAGCUGACUAGAUACAGAGAACAGAUUAAGAAAACAAGACCUGGGCCUGCUCAAGAGGCGGUUAAAGCUAGAGCCAUGAGGGUUCUUAAGCAAAAGCGAAUGUAUGAAGGACAGAGGGACAUGCUUUACAACCAGACAUUCAACCUUGAUCAAGUUGCAUUUGCUUCGGAGGGUAUUAAAGAUGCUCAACAAACGAUGUCAGCUUUGAAAUCUGCCAAUAAAGAAUUGAAAGGAAUGAUGAAAACUGUGAAGAUCCAAGACAUUGAUAACUUACAAGAUGAGAUGAUGGACCUGAUGGAUGUGAGUAACGAAAUCCAAGAGACACUGGGUAGAAGCUACAAUAUACCUGAUGACAUUGAUGAGGAAGAACUCAUGGGAGAACUUGAUGCACUAGAAGCAGACAUGGGACUGGAAAUUGAAGGUGAUGGUGUACCUUCUUAUCUGCAACCCGAUAAGGAACCUGAUCUGGAUUCAGAACUCAACUUACCUUCAGCACCCACAGGACAAGCAGCAGGACCAGCGGGUAGAAAUAAUGCCCAGGCUGAGGAUGAACUAGGUUUACCUGCUGUCCCUCGGGCGUCUAUCCGCGGAUAGCCGAUUACUGGGUCUGAUCCAUGUGUAAAUAUAAAUGGUCUGCUUGAUGGCAGAGCCCUUGUACACUUAUUGUGCAGAAUUUGCUUGGAUGUGAUCCUGUGAUUAUUCUAUCAAACAGAUUCUCUUAUUUUAAUUUAAUUGUGAGAAAAGGAGGCAUCAUCAGCUUGACAAUUUGGAUUAUACGUGUUGAAUAUAUUUUUUGAGCUGGCAGGCAUUUCUUUCUA
This is a messenger RNA of Ricinus communis (castor bean), 1184 nucleotides long. RefSeq names its product vacuolar protein sorting-associated protein 60.1. Gene Ontology annotation, biological process: vesicle budding from membrane; late endosome to vacuole transport via multivesicular body sorting pathway. Gene Ontology annotation, cellular component: multivesicular body. NCBI's taxonomy places the organism in Eukaryota, Viridiplantae, Streptophyta, Magnoliopsida, Malpighiales, Euphorbiaceae. The record is from RefSeq and is a predicted model, not a curated record. The transcript has 7 exons. Bases 247 to 960 code for a protein of 237 amino acids.